GAGUAUGCGCGGCCGACUCCCAGACGACAACUACUGCCUACACGACGGAGGCGUAUCAUAUGAUCGCGUUUCACAACACCGCAAAUCGCGACACGUCGUUUGUUAACAAUUCGAUCGACUUUUCGCGACGUCUAAAUAUGUAUGUCGAUGUAAAUUAGCCGGCGCAUUCCGUUCUGCUUCUAUCUCGUGCCUAUCUCUAUCUCUAACUCUAACCCGUCAUCAUGGUAACGAUCGAUCCAUUCACAACAAGAACUUGACGUGUGUGUGCUGUGCCCUGCCUCUGUGCGACUCUCGCGUGUGUGUUGUACUACACGCCCCGAGGCUCCGCUCGUCCUGUCGAUCAACGACCAUCAUGGGCAACGAGAAGAGCGUACCAACGGGUCUGGAAAUCGACGAGAAGGCCAUGGAGAUCACCGAUUUCUGGAGCCAUCACAACGCCUCGAUCAGCGGCUCUAACCCGCAAAACUUGUCGGUGUUUAUCAGUGAACCGUCCUUGCACUCGGAUGCCAGCUUCGGCAAGCCAUCGCCCUUGGAGAAAGCAGCUAAGAACUUGAUGCUCCAUCGACACCCAUGCAUACUCAAGUACGUGGCAUCCUGGUCCAAGGGUAGCAAAUUCUACCUAGCGUCUGAAGAAGUCAGACCGUUGGUUCAAGUCGUGGGUGCACAGACUACUCUUCAAAUAUGUAUCGGCUUGCACAGUUUACUCAGGGCUCUGCUGUUUUUGCACAACAAUGCAGCUAGUUCGCACAACAACAUCUGCAGUAGCUCUGUUUACGUGACAUCAGAAGGAAAUUGGAAACUCGGUGGGCUUGAAUUCCUCUGUAAAACCUCAGAUAUAACUGAGGCUUACAUGAGAAAAAUCAAGACUUUUCGUUAUGAGAAAGCAAUUUCACCUGAUGAAGAUACGCUCCUGCAAAAUAUUUCCAAUUUUCCUUCAGAAAUAGACAAAUUUGCAUUUGCAGUUUUAGCAGAGGAUGUGCUAAAACUCAAAAAUGAUGAUGAUGUACCAGGUCUGGCAGAUUUCAAAGAUUUGUGUAAACUUAGAUUUAAAGAUACAAGUCUGGCAUCUUUGCUGGAACACCCAUUCUUCAUGCAUGACUUCAUGAAGAUACAUGCAUUUCUAACUGAAUUACCUUUGAAAAAUGAAAGUGAAAAGGAAGAAUUUUUUACUGACUUAUUUGCACAACUUCAAAAAUUCCCUGAAAAAAUAGUUGCAGAACAGCUAGGAAAAUUAUUACUGUCAAGACUGGUUGUGUUAGAUUCUACUGCUCAAGCUAAAUUUCUGCCAUUAAUUCUUAAACCAAAAUUAACCGAUCAAGAUGUGGGUUUGUUAACCAUGUCUACAUUCCAAACUUGUUUAGUUCCACAAUUGUUACAAAUGUUCUGCAUUCGUGAUUCACCCGUGAGACUGUUACUUUUGACGCAUCUCAACAAUUUCGUCAGUAUGUUCCAAGUAGAGGAUCUCAAGCAUCGCAUUCUGCCCGAAUUACUCGUUGGCAUCAAAGAUACCGACGAUUUUUUAGUCAGCACGACCCUACGUGCUCUGGCCGAUCUAGUGCCAAUUCUAGGUGCGGCGACAGUCAUAGGCGGAAAACGCGGCCGACUGUUCACGGAUGGCAGGCCGAACAAACCACAUCGUAGCAAAAAAAAUCAUCGCGUUAAAUUCAGCACACCCAUCGAAAUCGUCCAGGGCGAAGACGAUCCUCCAGACGAGUACUUACCCGAGCGUCCGUCGCCCGACGGUGGCGAGGACAAGGAGGACAUUAUUUUAGGAAUAAGCGAGGAGGAGAAUUGGUCCGAUUGGGAAGUCAGUGAAUCAGAGGCUAACGGAACACCCGAACCGGAGGUGCCUUUGCAAUCGGAGCAAGUGCCCGACGAGAUAAUUUUGCAAGAGCAAUUGGCUAAACUAGAAGAGCCACCGAAAGUGAGCAUAACGCCGAAAUACGAGCGAAAAAUAGUUAUUCAAGACAUCAAUGAGCUCGACAUCAAAAACUCGAAGACGAUUUCGAAUGAUAAAAAGAACGACGAAGAGUUCGACUUUUUCCAGGAUAUGGAACCGGUAAUCGAAAAAACUCAAGUCGUUCACAUCGAAGAUAAGCCAAAAGAAAAGCCAGACACGCCGCACAAUUUCACGAUGAACAUUGACGCUGUCGCUACAGAUGAAGGUGACGGGUGGGACGAUGAAAAUGGCUGGGACGACGAAGAAAAAGAAUGAAUUUGUUAAAUGGUUGUUAUGUUUAGUGCAAAAAUUGCGCCGACGCCGAAGAAUUGUUCCUAAAUCAUGUAGAGCUACAGGUAUAGCGGUCAGGAACAUAUGUUUUUUUUUUUUUUUUGUAAUAGAUUCUAUAAGUAAGCAAAUCUAGGCAGUCAAUCAUGUGUACGUUUGUAAAUAACUCUUAUACAUAUUAUUUAUAUAUUAUUAUAAAAAAUUAAGAAAUUUUAUUAUCAAGCAACGUCAUUGACGAUUGUUUCGUUGUACAUAGACGUUCUCUAUCAAAUAUUCGCUGUUUUUUCAUGUAAAUAAUAUAACUGUUACUCUGUUUAAUUCGCGUGACGAUAGCGCAGAAGUAACAUCACAAUGAAUCGUACCACGUAAGAAACUUUUCGUUUGUUGUUUUUCUAAUAAAAAAAAAUUAUGAAUAUUGA
This is a messenger RNA of Trichogramma pretiosum, 2646 nucleotides long. RefSeq names its product protein-associating with the carboxyl-terminal domain of ezrin. The coding region runs from base 353 to 2215 and encodes 620 amino acids. The transcript is spliced from 5 exons. Lineage: Eukaryota; Metazoa; Arthropoda; Insecta; Hymenoptera; Trichogrammatidae. The record is from RefSeq and is a predicted model, not a curated record.